Messenger RNA from Stereum hirsutum FP-91666 SS1, 723 nucleotides. RefSeq lists its product as uncharacterized. Bases 1 to 621 code for a protein of 206 amino acids. The record is from RefSeq and is a predicted model, not a curated record. The transcript has 2 exons. Lineage: Eukaryota; Fungi; Basidiomycota; Agaricomycetes; Russulales; Stereaceae.
AUGGCAUCCGAACUCGAACCCCGCAGUAUUCUUUUGCAGGAGCCCCUUAAACAGGCGCACUCUCAACGAAGUACCUUUGUGAUCCCACCAUUCGAGCUGCCUGACCCAGAUACUCCUAUCGACUUCCCUCACUUCAUAUAUUACCCUCCUAUCAAUCCCUUAUGUGCAGUCAACAACGAUCUCGCUCACCGAUCUAGCACAUUGCGUAUGCCAAAAUACAUGGGUCAGAAGAACCUGGCGAGGAUCUCGGCCAAACAGCGUGAUCGCAACCGCUUCGUCCUUGGAUAUCCCUUGGACCGUCGACGCGUGUUGCAGCGAGGGAUGUUCGAAGGGUUUGCCAUCGAUGCGGUCGGCGAGGAUAAUGCGACAGAACGUUUCGAGCUUCUCCUUGCGCGCAUCUGUGGUAUCGACACGGACAAAGACUGUCACCCUGUGCUCAUGGCGGAUGGUACUUCGGCGCUUUGCGUCACCUUCGCGCAAAAUUUGACUCGUGAAUCCAUGAGUGUAGACGUUGUGAAGUUGGAUAGGGUGAAGAAGUUUUUGGGAACGACGGAACAUCCGCGCUGGUACAAGUAUGCCUGGGACUACUUCCACGAUGAUAGCGAUGAUGAAGGGUUCUAGGGACAUGUCGUGCAAUAUUAACUUCUGUAUGAUGCAUCUCAGCUCUUUCUCGUGCUCAUCCUAACUUUCUCGAAUGGCCUUCAUCUGUAUAACUAAUACCGC